Malassezia japonica is the source of this 3003-nucleotide messenger RNA. RefSeq lists its product as uncharacterized. The record is from RefSeq and is a predicted model, not a curated record. The coding region runs from base 1 to 3003 and encodes 1000 amino acids. Gene Ontology annotation, biological process: division septum assembly. The transcript is spliced from 11 exons. Gene Ontology annotation, cellular component: division septum. Lineage: Eukaryota; Fungi; Basidiomycota; Malasseziomycetes; Malasseziales; Malasseziaceae.
AUGUCCCCACCUAAACUCGUCCUGCGCCCCCCACCAAAUCGGGACUUUUUGCAGGGCUAUCCCGGCAUCCCUUCGUCCGAGACGCGGCCGCCCGCGCACUUAUCCGGCACCAUCGAAAUUCAGGGGUCCUCCAAGCCCCUCGAGGCUGCCUGGCUGCGCGUCGAGAUGGCCAAGACGGAGACCUUGCCAUCCGGAGAGUCAUGGACUGAGCUAAUCGGACAGGGCCCCAUCGACGUGUGGGUGGCUCCUCAGGGUGUGCGCACGGAUGGCGAGUCAUGGGCGCAGCUGCCAUCGCGGAGUUUUCCGUUUCGCGUGAAUAUCCCGGAGAAACUUCCGGCUACGCUGCGCUUGGAGAAGAAUGGCGGGAUCAGCUAUGCGCUCAUCGCGACGCUUUGUGCUCGAGUGAAGCGUGGCCUGCUGAAGCGUUCUUCGAUCAAGACUGUUGUGCACGAUCGCCGCACGAUUGUCCUCGAGAAACACGAGCUGCACUCGACGUGGCCGGCGUACAAUGUCCCGGAAGAGCACGAAGACACUGUGGGUCCGUUCCGUGUGCGUUUGUACAGGAACAAACAGGCAUACGCUGCGCUGGAUACCUUGGACGUACGAGUGGUGGUGUAUAGCAAGUCACCCGAGACGGUCAAGCUCAAGACGGUCGGCGCAUCUGUGCGCCAAACCGUAACCUAUCUUCCGUUCGCGAAAGGCGACACGGCAGCCGAUGGCACACCGAGCACGGCACAGCAGCGCUCCGAGAUUCUCGUCCACAAGAACCGCAACGUCCGGAAGAAGAUCCACAAGGACGAGUUCUUGAUGUACGACCUUUCGAUGACGAUCCCCAAGUCGCGCACGCUCAUGUCGGUGCACACGGCCAAACAUAUCGAAAUCUCGCACCAGCUGCGCGUCGGUGUCGAAGUCGGCAAGGAGCGCAUCGUGUUUGAGCAUCUGAAGCUCCAGAUUUCGGCCUUCCCAUCGAGUGUGAGCACGGCAACGAUGGCACGUAUCGGUAAGGUGCCCUCGCUCUGUCUCGAGGAGGGAGCGGAGCAAGCCGCACCGGUACAGCAACAGCAGCAAGUGUAUGCGGAGAACGAGCCGCUGGAGUAUCCCCAGCCGGGCCGCUUUGAUCAGUACGAGCGCAUGCUCUCCGACGAGACGUCCUCGAUCCCUGCUCUGGAGAACGACGCGGCGUUCCUUGGCACGGCUACGCCACGGGGGCCGCUGGUGUUCCAAUCCGAUCCCAACUCUCCGACGCAGAACUCGUUCGACGCGGAUGCACGCCGCCCAGUCUCUGCAGCGAACCACACUGCGCUGAUGCAGAUGCCCAGCAACGCGCUACGCCCGGGUGACGUCCUCCCUUUCCAGGGCGGAUCGCCUCUGGAUAGUCCCCGCCGCGUGACACAGGCCUACCCGAGCUCGCCGCUGGCCACUCGGCACAACUAUGGCGCAGAGUCGCCGACGUUUGCCGAGCCGGUGCGGCAGAGCCGAGUGCCGACGACGGCCCAGCUCAUUGCAGAGGACUACAACCGGAGAUAUUCGCAGAUGCCUCCGGCGGCUUCGUCGGCCGCCCAGCCGGUCGCUUCGUCUACCGCGGAGCCUUCUACCCACCCGGCUGCUCAGAAGGGAUUCAUGUCGGCAGAGAGCGAAAAGGUGCGCCUCUUUGAGCGCGCCCGUGCCGAAGCCCAAAAUUUCCAGAGCGGCUAUCAGAAUGGCGUCGAGUUCCCUGAGCAACGAGGCGCAGACGAAGAGAGCGCUGCACCCGCUGCGGCGCCGAUUACCGCAGCCGCAACUGCUCCGGUGGCCGCGUCUGGCGCUUCCAAUGCACCUCGCGCCUCCUUCAACUACCCUUCUGCCGCGGACGAGAAGGCGGCUCUGUACGAGCGCGCACGCAACGAGGUUGCCGAUUUCCACAAGGAUGAUCCCACUAUUGUGCUACAGGACGAGGCGCCUGCACCUUCGCUGAUUGCCCAGUCGGUUCCGUCCGCCAAAGCUGCCGCGCCGAUCGCGAUGCCGUCGGCAGAGGACGAGAAACAGCAGAUGCGUCGGUAUUACGAGGCACAGGACGCUGUUGCUCAACACCAUGCCGAGCCCGCACCCACGGUCGCACCGCCUGUGGUCACGACGCCGACUGCAGAAGCGACCUCGCCGCCUGCUACCUCGCCGUACCUGACCAAGUCGGAGGCGCGCGCCGUGGAGGAAAAGACCAAGUUGAAUAACCACUAUGCACAGCAGGAGUCGGGCUCGUCUGCUGCAUCCGCAUCCAGUACGCAGCAGUUCGGGCUCAAGAUGCUCGGCAACGCGGCAUCGGCCACCACCGACUCCAGCCUGUCGCAGCGUCUCUCCACAGCGCCGCCCCCCCGCCCGCCGAAAUUGCCGCUUUCCGCGCUCGCGGUUCAUGCUGGCGAGGCCCACCGUAUUGCGAAGGACGACCCUUCCAAGGUGACCAAGUACGAGCCUGAUCAAGUAUACCACAAGGUAUCGCUCGAUCCCAAGCCUCGGCCCGGCGAUAACACGUCGCUGGGCUGGGCCAACCCAAGUGACAGGAACGGAAGCAUGUUGGAUCUCGUUGGCAAUGGCGAGCAGGGUCUUUUGGACUAUGUGCGUUCAAUUGGGUUCUCGUUUGAAUGCCUACACAUCCAUCUUGGUGGUCUGCAACAUGCGAACUUGGGCGACGGCAAUGGUUGGGUGCCGCAACUGUUUGAGUACCGCAGCUUGCUCUUCCCUGGCUCGCCGGGUGUGUGGGUGGGCUCGUGCUGGGAGAGCUUGGCUGGAGGCAACCACUUUCGCGUAUGGAAGCAGAAUGGCACGGAGGCGAACACAGGUGCCUGGUUCCUGGCCGUGUCGAAGGAGGAAUCGGUGGCCGAGCAGCACACCAUCAUCCCGAAUGGAUACGACGUGGGACGCGAUUUGCUCGCCGAAGCGGCCACGCGGGGAGGGUCGUUUGGUGGGCACGCUUGGCGUGCCACCGUCGAAUGGAAGACGGGGCUGUUGCCAGAGGGCAAACGCAAAUAA